Messenger RNA from Leguminivora glycinivorella, 756 nucleotides. Its product is annotated as oxysterol-binding protein-related protein 11. The transcript has 5 exons. The record is from RefSeq and is a predicted model, not a curated record. NCBI's taxonomy places the organism in Eukaryota, Metazoa, Arthropoda, Insecta, Lepidoptera, Tortricidae. Bases 75 to 707 code for a protein of 210 amino acids.
UUGUCAAACACCAGCAGCAGUCACAGUCGAUGUAAAUAAUUUUAGCGACUGUAUCGUAGUUCGUAUUCAACAAAAUGAUGAAGGGCGGAGGACUUGGGUCUCACCGGCCGUUAUCGGGGCAGCUGUACAAGUAUACGAAUGUGGUGAAGGGCUGGCAGCAGCGCUGGUUCGCUGUGGACCCCGAGACAGGAGUACUUUCGUACUAUUUGUUCGAUGGACCCGGAGACACCGUACAACCAGGGCAGCCUGCUAGAGGAGAGGCACAUUUGGCGGCGGCUGUGGUUUGUCCGAGUGACGAAGAUUCACGCACAUUCACACUAAACUGCGCCUCAGGAGAUAUGCUCAAAUUGCGUGCCACAGACGCUAGGGCGAGACAAGAGUGGGUGGAUGGACUGCGGGCUAUUGCAGAGAUACAUACCAAGGCGAUGGGCGCGAACCCGCCACUGCAGCCGCGUGAGCAGCUUGCUGUGCAUGGUGCUAUGGCAUCUGCGCGACAGCAACUACAGCAAACAGAAUUAAGUGAUGCAUCCCUUGCUCGGUGUAUUGAAUCUUCAGACUCUCCUUUCCCUCACACAGACCCAGAUCUAUUACUACUAAAGGCCACGUCAGCGGCAAGCAUGCAGUGCCUACUCCAGUGCCUCGGCAUGCUUCACCGGCAGCAACAGUACGCCACCACUACGGGCCUCAAGAACGACAAUGAUCAUUAAUAUCAGCUCUCAACUGUUUCAGUCAAUCCAAAUUGUGCUCUAAAUCAUA